AUGGCUUCCGCGUUCAGAUCAACAGUAAUGACCGCUUCUAGGUCUUUCACUGCUCGAUCUAAUGUAAUUUCCAAAACCCUAACUCCAAAACCCAUCCCCACCUCUCCAUUCCCUUCUUCCAGAAGAACCACCAUUUGCGUAGCUUCAAGGAUUGCUUCGGUAUUGGGAAGUGUCGAGUCCAUGAUGCCACUUCACAGCGCGAUUGCCUCUGCUCGUCUCAAGUCGAGUAUUGCCGUUGAUUCCACCUGUUGGAGCUGGCUUUCUCAAGGACUUGCAAUACCAUUGUGA
This is a messenger RNA of Ilex paraguariensis (yerba mate), 288 nucleotides long. The record is from the annotation of a GenBank genome assembly. Lineage: Eukaryota; Viridiplantae; Streptophyta; Magnoliopsida; Aquifoliales; Aquifoliaceae.